Scomber japonicus (chub mackerel) is the source of this 1086-nucleotide messenger RNA. Its product is annotated as B2 bradykinin receptor-like. Gene Ontology annotation, biological process: G protein-coupled receptor signaling pathway; smooth muscle contraction; vasoconstriction. The transcript has a single exon. Gene Ontology annotation, molecular function: bradykinin receptor activity. Gene Ontology annotation, cellular component: membrane. The record is from RefSeq and is a predicted model, not a curated record. NCBI's taxonomy places the organism in Eukaryota, Metazoa, Chordata, Actinopteri, Scombriformes, Scombridae. Bases 1 to 1086 code for a protein of 361 amino acids.
AUGUUUUGUCUUGUUUAUCUUCCUCUUUCCCUCCACAGCAUCCCUACUACCUUCAGCACCACAGCUGUUCAUAUGGAUCAAAACAACACUAAUAUCACUCACUGUCCCAAGGAAGAAUCCAAGGAAUGGGUUGCCAUAUAUGUCUUUCUCAUUGCUGUGCUAGGAAUUUUGUUAAAUGUGUUUGUCCUGAUGGUUUUCUUCUUACACAAGAAGGCCUUAACCGUGGCUGAGAUCUACUUAAGCAGCCUGGCUGCUGUCGACCUUGUUCUGGUUUCUUGUCUGCCCUUCUGGGGUGUCGUCAUAAUCAAGAAAUUUCACUGGCCCUUUGGUAAUCUCAUGUGUAAACUGGUCAACAUGGGCAUCAACAUGAACGUCGGCUGCAGCAUCUACUUCCUUGUUCUGAUUGUGAUAGAUCGUUAUAUGGCACUGGUGCACCCACUAUCCAAUGACAGAUUUCGUAGGCCAAAAUAUGCCAAACUGGGAUGUCUGCUGGUAUUGGGUUUUGGCGUACUCCUGGGUGUUCCCACAUUCAUCUUCAGGAAAACAGGAUAUGACAAUGUUAAUAACAUUACUGUUUGCUAUAUGGAUUACCCUAACCCUAGAAACACUGUACACGUGUCGUAUGAGGGGAUACUCAUCUUCUUAAGGUUCAUCCUUCCCAUCUGCAUAAUUUCCUACUGCACUCUAAAGAUCAUUAAAACUUUGAAUAAUCGAGUGAUGCAGGUAUCAAACAAUCAGAAAACGGAGCACAAGGCAACAACUCUGGUACUGGUGGUACUCGUGGCAUUCCUGAUCUGUUGGGUGCCAUUCCACCUUCAUAAGAUACUGGAUACAUUAUAUAGAGUUGAUAUCCUGGAAGGAUGUGACACUUUCUCCAUCCUAUAUAUCUAUGGCCAGAUUGCCACUUACUUUGCUUAUUUCAACAGCAUUCUCAACCCCAUCCUCUACAUCAUUGUGGGAAAGAACUUUAGGAAAAAAGUUAAGGAGCUCUUCAAACAGCGUACCAUUACGAGAACAACUUUAAGCCUUACCUCUAUGCGCACCACCCUGAUGAGAAGUGUUCAAAGUAAGGAUAGCUCAAGCUGA